This is a messenger RNA of Paramacrobiotus metropolitanus, 808 nucleotides long. Its product is annotated as lipopolysaccharide-induced tumor necrosis factor-alpha factor homolog. The transcript is spliced from 6 exons. Bases 170 to 592 code for a protein of 140 amino acids. The record is from RefSeq and is a predicted model, not a curated record. Gene Ontology annotation, molecular function: zinc ion binding. Lineage: Eukaryota; Metazoa; Tardigrada; Eutardigrada; Parachela; Macrobiotidae.
AAUGCGUAAGCAAAUACAACAAUUCCCUUACGUACGACCGGUACAGUUAAAAGUUUCCUCGCUAAUAGAACUUCUGUGCAGUAGAUUUUCAGCUUGUGCGGAAAUUAGGUACUUCUACGUUGACCAAAGUUUUUAGGAAUAAUCUAACGCAGACGAAAUUUCAUAAGCCAUGGAUCCUCAAAAUGGGAAUUUCGAAAAAUCAGGCCUGCCUGCAGCUGUUAACCCAGAAAAUCCAGGCGGUCAACACGUUCCUCCACCUCCUCCUUACACACCAUACGUCGGUCAGCCUGGCGUAGCGCUAGCGUCGCAUACCACAACGGUGGUGGUUACAGGGCCCACCAGUGCCGAUCCAUCGGUUGUCCAUUUCAUCCUGGGACCGGAGCCCUCCCAAGGAGUAUGCCCUUGUUGUGGACAAUUCAUUGUGACCCGUAUAAAUCACGAAUUAGGUAGUCACGCUUACACCUGGAUGGCGAUUUUUUGCAUUUUGGGUGGUGUACUGUGUUUCUGGAUUCCAUUGGUAGUGGAUUCCAUGCAAGAUGUCUUGCACUACUGCCCAAACUGUAACACCCUUUUGGGACGGUUUACCCGUUAAAGACAUUAUUCCAUCUAACUAUACUGUACGUCUAUAUGCAAUGGAACUUGUCCAUGCGAGCCGUACCUUGUCCAGGAAACAUAUACAGAGUCUCUGUACUGAGGAACUGAAUUUUCUGUCCUGGACUCGCUCAAAAGAUUGGACAUUGUGUUAUUUGACAUAAAUAAGUUCUUUAGUACAAAUAAAAAAUUUUUGCUAAGAUUGCUUAUUCAAAAA